CUGAAUAAAAACGUUGUGUGACGGGGUAGCUACUGAACGCAUCCCGCCCAGCCAGUUAUAUAAUUUAACCAUGCUCGGUAAAGUGCCUAACUAAAAGCAAGGUCUCGGCGAGGAAGCAUAUCUUUGAGAGAAUCAUCAUGGCAGUGGAUGUCCCUGGACUGGUCUCUGUGGUAGUUUUUUAUGUUUGCGUCCUGGCAAUUGGAGUGUGGGGGUCUCAAAAAUCCAAGAAAGUGGAGAAAGAAUGCACUGGCCCAAAGAGCGAAAUUUCCAUCAUUGGCGGCCGCAACAUCCGCAUCCUGGUUGGGAUUUUUACGAUGACAGCAACAUGGGUCGGUGGAGGUUACAUUAUGGGAACUGCUGAGUCUGUUUAUUCUCCCACUCAAGGCCUUGUCUGGGCUCUGGGCCCCCCUUCUUAUGCUAUAUGUUUUUUUGUGGGUGGACUAUUCUUUGCAAAACCUAUGAGGUCAAAGCGUUAUGUGACAAUGUUGGACCCGUUUCAGAAUCGCUAUGGCAAAGUAUUCACUGUGACCCUCCUGCUUCCUGCCUUGGUCAGCGACAUAUUAUGGGUUGCCUGCAUCCUUGCUGCUCUUGGUGGAACAAUGAGCAUAAUUCUUGGGUUGUCUUCUACCAUCUCCAUCAUCAUCUCAGCAGCUGUCUCCAUUGUCUACACAUUUCUAGGGGGCCUCUACUCAGUUGCAUACACUGAUAUUAUCCAGCUUUGUUUUAUUUUUAUAAGCCUGUGGCUCUGUGUUCCAUUUAUGAUACUAAGUCCAGCAGUUACUGCUAUCUCACAAACACUCCCACUCAACCAGUCAUAUGAACAUGCAUGGGUCGGACACCUGGAGCUGGCGGACGCAGGAAAGUGGGUCGAUGAGAUGCUGCUGCUGGCUUUAGGUGGACUGUCAUAUCAAGCUCUGUACCAAAGGAUUCUCUCUGCAGCCUCCUCUGCUCAGGCUCAGAUCACCUGUUUUGCUGCUGCUGGGACAGUUUUUAUCAUGGGAAUCCCCUCAGUUGUCAUUGGAGUCAUGGCUGCUGCUGCAGACUGGAACCAGACUACGUACGGUCUUCCCACUCCUUUUGAACGUGGAGAUGCAGGGAAGAUCCUGCCUCUUGCUCUCCAACACCUCACACCCACUUGGGUGGCAGUGUUAGGCAUUGGUUCUGUGGCUGCAGCUGUUAUGUCCUCCAUGGACUCAGCACUGCUGUCCUCAGCAUCCAUGUUUACACAAAACAUAUACAAGACAACAUUGAGGAAAAAGGCCUCAGAAAGGGAGCUGCAGUGGGUGAUCCGUAUCAGUGUGUUGCUCGUUGGUCUGGCUGGAACAAGCCUGGCUUUUGGGGACGACAGCGUGGCCGCUCUUUGGAUUCUAAGCGGAGACCUCCUCUACUGCAUAAUUUUCCCACAGCUGGUCUGUGUUCUGCACUUUCAACGUGCGAACACCUAUGGUGCUAUUUGCGGCUUCGUGGUGGGUUUGUUGCUGCGGGGACUGAGUGGGGAGCCCGUAUUGGGGAUCCCUCCUCUGCUCCUGUACCCUUGUUGUAGGGAAGAGAAUGAACAGAUCAGACAAUGCUUUCCUUACAGAACUGUUGCUAUGCUGUCUUCUUUGAUAAGUAUUAUGGCAGUAUCAUGGCUGCUGGACUUGAUCUUUCAUCGCCAACUUAUCCCUGAGUCCUGGGAUUUUCUGCACGUUUUUAAAAAGAAGAAUAAGGUAGAUGAUGAUGAAAUACCUGACCCUUGUGAGGAAAUUAACCAAGUUUUCAAUACUAAAUUCUGAGCUAAAUAACAGUGCGACCCAAGGAGUAAGCCUAAACUGCACAGUUUGUGGUCAGAAGUUGGUUUUGUGAUUUGUCAAGGUAGCUGCGUCACUGUGAUAACUUUUUUUUUGAUGAAAACGGUAUUGCAGUCAUUUAAAGACUAGAUGGUUCCAAUUUCUUGUUUACUGGUGUGCCCCAACCAUGGGAUGAAACAUGGACUGAACUGUGCGCAAACAGAGACUGGUAAAAACUCUGAAUCAUUACAUGCACCUCAUUAACCUAUCUUUACUACAGCCCAGGAGGAAGGCCUGACGAACACCUGAAUGUCUUUGUAACUCACUGGCAAGUAAGACUAAUACAUCAAAGAUUUCUUGGAUCCAAAGUUGAUUACAAUCUGAUGCUAGUGUAUCUGUCGAUCGAAGAACAACCAAAAGUUAAGUUAUGAUCUUGCUGAAUAUGUUGAUUCAGCAAGUCAUGGGGGUAAUUAAUACAAGCUGCCUUAAACCUUCCUUUUUACACUACCCUGAGAGAGGACAGCCUACGAACCACAAGCAUCGCAUGCCUUCCCCUUUGCCGGUCUGGGGAGUGGAAUCUACCCCAAGCUACUACCGAAACCAUUUUUCUUUGUUGAUCACCUUCGCCAUCUUUUCCCCUCCUGUUCAUUCAGUUUAAUUAAAUUAAAUUCAGUAUUAUUUAUAUAGCACCACUUCACAACACAAUGCUAAAGGCACUUUACAAAGUCAGUACAAUUGAAUCAUACAGAUUUUAAUUCAGGUACAUACAUUCCAAUUACCAUUCAUCAGAAUGGUUCACAUUAGAGGUGGGGUCUGGGCAGAAAAAAUUAGUUUAGGAUAAAACAACCUAAAUGUUGUUUAUUACAUGGUGUUUUGCUUUUUUUGUGGUGCUAAAAGCUAAACCAUUCAAGCAGGUUACCUACUGAACUAAUGCAAAUAGGCCUCUAUGCCUUGAAGCUAGUUUAUUUGUUCUGAGUUGUGUUUUAAAGUUACACCAAACGUUAUUUCAAUGCGGUUUAAACACAGAUCGGCCAAAACGCACCGCCAAACUAAUAGUUGUAUUAAUGGUAGUUUUAGGUGCAUGUGUGACUUUAAGGAGUGGUGAAUAAGCUACAAGCUUUCCUUUGUUAGCUAAAACCGCUAACUGCUAAUGCUAGCGCCAAGAAGGUCAAAUAUUUAUAUCUAGCUCACUGCCAUUUUGUGAGAGUUCAUACAUUUUCCUCUCGGUCAUUAUAGAACGCCAUGACUCCAUGUGAUGGCUAGUUAACAACAUAAAAAUCAAUUGUCUAAAAGAUUACUGAUUUCUAAUUUGAAAAAUAAUAUUUACUCAAAUAUUAUUUUACUAAAAUAAUAGUGGCUAAUUAAAACAUCAUUAAUAAUCAAUUGUCCAAAAAAGCUAUUGAUUUCUAAUUCAGCAAGUCAUUCUUUAAAAUAUUAUCUUAUUAAAAUAAUGUUUUACUUACCCUUCUGAUCUCCAUUGUAACUGGUUCUUUGAACACAUACCAGUUGUUCCUAAAUUAGUUUUAAAACUAAUUUGACCCAAUUUCCAUAUUCUUCCAAAAUAAAUAUGGGUUUUCAAACAUAAAUAUCCACACUGAACUGUGAUAUCAUUGCAUCAUUUUUAGUGGUCCACUUUUUCUUUUUUGUAUAUGAUUUAUUAGUUUCUUUAUUCUUUCAGGUGUGCUUGGUAGUUUUAGGUCAAUUUUACUAGCCUAGUUAAAGAGUUAUUGACUGCAUAUGUUUAACUUGGAGUUGAAUUAUUUUGUUAAUAAAUUCUUAUACUUUGUAGAGAAGUUGUUGUGAAUUUACUCCAUAUGUGUGAGCUUGCUGUUUUGAAAAUGUCAGUGCUCAAAUCACUCUUUCAUUUAUUGUUCCAAAACCCCCGCUUUCUUGGGUUGGUAUUCAGAGGACAAUAUUUGACAGACUGACAGUUGUGUGGUUAAAUAUUAAAUAACCAAACUUAAAUAUAUUUUUGCACAACGCUACGAUGCAUGGCAAAAGUAUUUAUACCCUUGAAUUUGUUUCAUAUUUUUGCAACUUACAGUCACAAGCUUCAAUAUAUGGUUUAGGAGAUAGUACAUAAUUGUGAAUUAAAAAGAAAGGAUAGAAUGUUUACAUUUUUAAAUGAAAUAAAAAUAAAGGUGUAACAUA
Molecule: messenger RNA, 3920 nt
Organism: Girardinichthys multiradiatus
Lineage: Eukaryota; Metazoa; Chordata; Actinopteri; Cyprinodontiformes; Goodeidae
Product: high-affinity choline transporter 1-like
Exons: 9
Coding region: 138-1775 (545 amino acids)
Biological process (GO): choline transport; acetylcholine biosynthetic process; transmembrane transport
Cellular component (GO): plasma membrane
Molecular function (GO): choline:sodium symporter activity
Source: RefSeq, a predicted model, not a curated record